CACUUUAGUCAAUCCUCUUUGGAUCCAACGAUUCCAACUACUUCCAGCCAUGCCUGAAGACGAAAUAACAAUUCUGCAAGGUGCUAAAACUCAGCUCUCGAAGAUAAUGGAGAGCUUGAAUAAAUCCCAUCGGGAACAUUUGCUCUCCUUCGCAAUUCAGGAGUGGAUGACAAUGAAAAUUGGAGUCGAUUCCGAUGACGAAUCAAAUGACGAGGACGAGCACGUCCUUGACGAUCCUGCGGCAAAGCUGAGAAAAAUUGUCGAGGAAAUCCGUGAUAAAAUCCCUCUCAAUGCCAUCCUCCCCUCGGAGAACAUACAACUCCCAACAAAAGGACCUAAUGAUGAUUGCGAUCCCAAAAUUACGGUACACGUCGACGGUUUUCUCUACGAGGACGAUGACAUCGAGGAUCUGGUGAAGGAAGGAAAAAUGUCCAGGAAUUAUUGCAAAGACUGCGGCUCUAAAAACACUAGUCCUCUCAUAUUUAUUUCUCACUCAGCCUCUCGAGACGAGUUGUACCUCAUAUUCAACACCCUUCUGCCCACCCUGGAUGGAAAAAUUCUUCUCGAUGUUGGCUCACGACUGGGCGCAGUAUUAUACGGCGCAUACGUUUAUUCUGACGCAGAGAAGAUAAUCGGUGUGGAAAUGAACAAGGACUUGUGCGAUCUGCAGAACGAGGUCAUUCGUAAACACAAGAUGGAUAAACGAAUUGAGAUUAUUAAUAAACGAAUAGAAGACACUGGGGAUCUGGUGCGAGUGGCUGACGUUGUCGUCCUCAACAAUGUCUUUGAGUUUUAUUUGUCUGAGGAAGAGCAGACGAGUGUCUGGAAAUUCUUGAGGGACAAUAUCAAAAAAGGGGCCUUCAUCGUCUCACGACCUUCAAUAUCUUCAUCUCUAUCAAGUUUAAAUACUGGAAUUGACGUGGACCAGUGGAUAAAGCCUGUGGACUCUGAAAUUGAUCAGCCAGUCAAUUAUUUCGCAGAGGAAACCGAAAGGGUUGACGAUUCAAUGAAAAUAUUCUGCUACAAUGUUUUGUAAAUAUUCCAGAAUAAAUUUAUUAUUUUUUCAACAUCAAAUA
Messenger RNA from Fopius arisanus, 1076 nucleotides. RefSeq lists its product as uncharacterized. The record is from RefSeq and is a predicted model, not a curated record. Bases 50 to 1036 code for a protein of 328 amino acids. The transcript is spliced from 5 exons. Gene Ontology annotation, molecular function: methyltransferase activity. NCBI's taxonomy places the organism in Eukaryota, Metazoa, Arthropoda, Insecta, Hymenoptera, Braconidae.